This is a messenger RNA of Terrapene triunguis (Three-toed box turtle), 460 nucleotides long. RefSeq names its product paired immunoglobulin-like type 2 receptor alpha. Gene Ontology annotation, cellular component: plasma membrane. Lineage: Eukaryota; Metazoa; Chordata; Testudines; Emydidae. The record is from RefSeq and is a predicted model, not a curated record. Gene Ontology annotation, biological process: regulation of bone resorption; regulation of actin cytoskeleton organization; regulation of osteoclast development.
AUGCGGCGGGAGCUGCUGCUGCCCCUGGUGGGGGCGGCUGUCCAGGAUCUCCGGUACCAGAUAACCCAUCCCGUGUCCCUGUCGGCGCCGGCCGGGGGCUCCGUCACCCUGCCCUGCUCCUUCACCUACCCCCGCGAGAUCGAGCCGCUGCGGGAUGUCUGGGUUUACUGGACGGGGGGAUUCUAUGGCAAGUUUAUCUACAAUCACCCCGAGGGGUUCACCCACCCAGAUUACGGGGGCCGCAUUGUCCUGGUCGGGGACCCGCAGGGGAACCGAACGGCCUCGAUCCGCAUCGACCGGCUGCGGGAGUCGGACGCCAGCGAGUACGUCUGCCACGUCAGGGUGCAGAAGAACGACGGCACAUGGGAGCAAUGGCGCCGUCACGUUGGGACCCACCUCACGGUGACAGCAGCUCGGCAUCAGCCCCUUGCAUUUGACACCACCACGUCGGAGGAGAGUG